Molecule: messenger RNA, 2473 nt
Organism: Pogoniulus pusillus (Red-fronted tinkerbird)
Lineage: Eukaryota; Metazoa; Chordata; Aves; Piciformes; Lybiidae
Gene: ECM2
Product: extracellular matrix protein 2
Exons: 10
Coding region: 212-2269 (685 amino acids)
Biological process (GO): extracellular matrix organization; positive regulation of cell-substrate adhesion
Cellular component (GO): extracellular matrix
Molecular function (GO): protein binding; collagen V binding; heparin binding
Source: RefSeq, a predicted model, not a curated record
AGAACAGAGCAGCGCUUUGUCCCCAGGGAAAGAAGCUAUUUCAGACUUAACUAAGGAAUCAUCUAACAUGUUUCAACAAUCCUUUCUGUUUCUCUGUUUGUUUUAAAGAUAUCGCUCUGAUUUUGUUUCAUUUGCAGCUGGAGACUAAAUGACACCAAGCAGAAUCUGCUGUUAGGUUAGAUUACAAGGAUACUUUGAGGCGCACAAAAUUAUGCAGACUACACCAUUAGUCUAUUAUUUCCUGCUUGCCUCUCUGUGCAUUGAUUUUUCUCAAAAUGAAAUGAGUGCCCAUCUGAGGAGGCAGAGGAGGAGAAUGCGCAACAGAGGAUUGAGAACGAAUUCCUCAGCAGGACACAGGUCCCCACGACAGCAGAGGAUUAGGCCUCCAGAUCCUGUGGCUGCAGUACCCAGCAUACCUCUUAUUAACAUUGAUGAUGGUGUUAUGGGAGUAUUUGAGUCCUUCAUAGGUUUGGGUGGACAGGAAUCUAGUUACAGCAUCUUACCAGGAAAGAAGGGGCACUGCACAGCUAAUGGGAUGAUUAUGUAUGAUAAAGCAGUCUGGUCUCCCAAACCCUGCAUUACCUGUCUCUGUUCAAAAGGAGAAGUGAUAUGUGAUACAACCAUGUGCCACCCUCUAAAAUGCCCCCACACCAUUAUACCAGCAGGAGAAUGCUGCCCAGUUUGUUCUGAUACUGCCUCCUCUUUGGAUUCAAGUAUUAUUUCACUGGAUGACUUAGGGGAGCUUUCUGGUGACUCUCCAGAACCCAAUGACGUCGAUAACACCAACGUCUUGUCAUCAGCACAUACUCAAACUGAAAAAGAUGAACUGCUUAAAGAUGAACUGCUUGAAGCAGAGAUUAAAGAAAAGAAGCGUCAUAAGAAGGAUGAAAAGAAAAGAAAAAGGAAAGGCAAGAAAAAUCGACAGAAGCAUAAAGCCUACCACAGAGAAAAGAAGCCUAUCACAAAGAACAGAGCUGCAGAAGAAGAAAUCCAAGAUGAAAUUGAUGAAGACGAUGGCCCUUUCGGAAUGCCAUCUCACUUCCCAAUUCCUGUUCCAACCAUAGAACCUCCUCCUUUGCCAUCUGGAUGCUCCACCUCAGACAGCACAGUAAGCUGUAUUAAUGCCAAACUGACACAAAUACCACCAAUUUCAGAUCCAGAUCUAACAAGUCUGGACCUUACAGGAAAUAGCAUCACCACUAUCUCAGAUGAAGCAUUCAAUGGGAUACCUAAUUUGGAAUGGAUUGAUCUGAGUAAAAAUAAUAUUACCUCUCCUGGCAUAGGUCCACAAGCAUUCAAACUCCUGAAAAAGCUAAAACGUUUGUAUUUGGAUGGAAAUAUGCUGGUACAUAUUCCCUCUGGACUGCCAUCAACUUUGGAGGAAAUAAAAAUAAACGACAACCAACUUCAUGCCAUUGAUGAAGAUGGCUUACAAGGUUUAAAGAACUUGGUCACCCUGGAAUUAGAAGGAAACGAACUCAGUGAAGCAAACGUCAGUCCUUUGGCCUUCUACCCUUUGAAAACUCUCUCUUAUUUGCGACUGGGAAGAAAUAAGUUUAGAAUUAUCCCACAGGGUCUUCCUGUCACUCUUGAGGAACUAUACCUGGAAAACAACCAAAUUGAAGAGGUGUCAGAAAUUUGCUUUAACCAUACAAGAAACUUAAAUGUCAUUGUGCUAAAGCAUAACAAGUUAGAAGAGCACAGAAUAGCACCUUUGGCUUGGAUAAACCAAGAGAACUUGGAAUCAAUUGACCUCUCCUUUAAUAAGUUAUAUCACGUCCCCUCCUACCUGCCAAAAUCUUUACUACAUCUAGUACUUAUAGGAAAUCAGAUUGAAAGAAUUCCAGGAUAUGUGUUUGGUCACAUGAAGCCAGGGUUGGAGUACCUCUACCUGUCCUUUAACAAACUUACUGAUGAUGGAAUAGAUCCAGUAUCUUUUUUUGGAGCAUAUCACACUCUGAGAGAGUUGUUUUUGGAUCACAAUGACUUAAAGUCUGUGCCAUUUGGAAUCAAUGAAAUGAGAAAAUUACGUUUCCUAAGACUGAACAAUAAUAAAAUAAGGACAGUCCCUCCGGAACGCAUCUGCAGGCGUCACAUCAAUGAUGAUGAUGUUCAUGACAACAGUGAAGAAGAGGAAAAUGAAGAGUCACACUUGGAACACGUUCACCUUGAAAACAACUACAUCAACACAAGGCAGCUCUCACCACAUGCAUUCUCAUGCAUAAGAUCCUACUGCAGUGUUGUUCUUAAACCACAGAAGACCAAAUAAACACCCAACUUUUGCAUUGUAUCCCCUCCCUCUAGAAACACAGUUUUAUUUAUUCUCUGCUACUAACAGGUCUGUUUAUUUCUGAUCUAAACCCUUCUUACUACUAUGAUUAAGAUAUAGUAGAUGAUAUACUGAAGUAAGGUAGUAGUGCAUUUUUUAAACAUCAUUUCAUUAUAAAAACAUUAAAUGUGAAUUUAUGCUCAA